AUGGUAGUUAAUGCACCAGAAGCACCGGUACAAGCCGAAAUAAUAUUUGUAAUUGAAGCAACUGCUCCAAAUAGUGCAUACAUAAGUGAACUAAAAACAAAUUAUAUAGUACCCACUUUAGAGUAUUUCCACGGUGGUGCCUUGGAAGAAGGUGCUGGUAGUGGUUCUGUAUAUGGCAUAGUUGCUUACAAAGCAGCUGAUUGUCAUCCUGGUCUUCCAGUUUCUACAUAUGGCCCUUUUACAUGUCCACAAAAUGUUAUUGAAACCGUGGACAAAAUACAGUAUAUAGGUGGGCAUGCGGAAAACCGUGCCUGCGUUACUGAGGCGCUGACCAUGGCGUUGGCUUGCUUCGACGAAUUAGGUCGCACAGAUCUACCGAUACAUAUUCUGUUGCUGUGCUGCUCUCCACCAUACUCUACGUAUGCAGGAGGUCUCGUGCCGCCUGGUGCCCCAGCUACCAUAGAGCACGCUGCUCGUUUAGUAAGCGAAAGAGGGGCGCAGCUGUCUAUAGCAUCUGCAAAGAGGCUUCCAGCCCUUCUCGCGCUGUACGAGCAUGCAGGUGGUGAGCUUCACCAGGCUCAGCAGAGGAACUACGCUAAGGACCCGCGCCACCUGGUGUUGCUGCGCGGCUACAGCUUGAAGGAGCGACCGCCCAGCCCCGCACCGCCCCCCGCGCCUGAUAUACAGCCCGACAUGUACGGGCAGGCGCGCAUGUCCGGGGCAGCGGCCCGGCCCGUGGCGGCGGUGUUUCCACGCGCGGGGGCGGUCCGUGCCGGCUGGCUGCCGCAGCCCGUCGGCCAGCGGCAGCCGCUGUACGCGAACAACUCGGCGCUGCUCACGCAGCUCGCGCAGCCCUCCUACCCGCCGCCGCCGCCCGCGCACGCCGCCCAGGCGGUUAUGCAGCGGAUGCCCGGCAUGAUGGCGGCGGGCGGUUCCAGCGCGGCAGGUGGCCCGCCCCUGCAGCGCACAUACAUCUGGAGCGGAGUGCUCGAGUGGAUGGAGAAGGGCAAGGCGCCCGGCGACCAGCAGAAGGUCACCAAGCUCCUGCCGUGUCAGGUGUCAGCGAAUUCCAAGGACAUAGAGCCCGAGCUGAAGGUUGACACGUGGCCGAACAAACUGCUGAUGCAGCUGAUGCCGAAGCAGCUGAUCAGCAACAUCGGUGGUCAGUACCUCAAGGACAGCAAGUCGGUGCUAUUCCACUUGCAGCCCAACGAGGCGCUCGACGCUCUCACCAAGGUCAUGGUCAACGGCUUUGCCGGGUGCGUUCAUUUCUCCCCUAUGUCCUCGCCCCCGCAGUGCGAUAUCAAAGUGCUGAUACUUCUGUACACGCCAGACAAAAAGGCCUACCUAGGCUUCAUACCGAACAACCAGGCGACCUUCGUCGACAGACUAAGAAAAGUCAUUCAGCAGCAGAAAAUCACCCAGAUCAUAAACAAACAGCUGCCAGCCAACGUGAGCGCCGCGGGUGCCAUGGCCGGCAACAUGCCGACCGCCACGAUGGCCGGUGCGAGCGGAAUGACAACAGCUGGAAUGUCGUCCAGUGGCAUGGGCGGCAGCGCUUUGGGUGGAGCUCUCCAGCCAGGAAACAUGCAGCCCGGUAGCAUGCAAGGCGGCAGCAUGCAAGGCGGCAGCAUGCAGGGCGCCAACAUGCAGCCCGGUAACAUGCAGGCGGGCAGCAUGCAGGGCGGUAACAUGCAGCCCGGCAGCAUGCAAGGCGGCAAUGUGGUGGGUAUGUCCGGCCCCGCCUCCGCCCAAGGGAUGACGCAGCCUCAGAUGCAACAGCAUUCGCAGAGCAUGAUGAUGGGCAACUCGAUGGGGGGGCAAGUGGGCGGCAAGGGCCCCAGGUCAGUGACCCAGCUGGACGGCCUGGAGGCGGCACGCCAGCAGAACCUGGAGAAGAUACAGCACCUGCAGCAGACGCUGGAGGCGGCGCAUCAGCAGGAGGCCCAGUUCAAGUCCCAGAUGGACAUCAUGUCCCACCUGCACGCUGCCCAGCAGCAAGAGCAGCAUUAUAAGCAACUCGAGGAGCAACAGAGAAAGCAGCAUUUGCAACAGCAGCUGCAGCAGCAGUUGCGCGGCGCCGCCGGCCACCCGCCCCGCAUCAUGCAGCCCCUCAACCAGGGCCUCCGGAACCUUCUGCAGCAGCCUCAGUACAGACCGCCCGUCGGUGUGGUGCGUCCCUCGUCGCAGCAGCAGUUCGACGACGUCACCAAUUACAACGACUUCCUA
Iphiclides podalirius (scarce swallowtail) is the source of this 2229-nucleotide messenger RNA. Lineage: Eukaryota; Metazoa; Arthropoda; Insecta; Lepidoptera; Papilionidae. The record is from the annotation of a GenBank genome assembly.